AUGGAUUUGGAUACUCACCGUGAUCCUUUCAGUGACGACUCUGUGGAAAUGCCCAUAAACCUAGAAGAGGUGGACUCCCUAGAAGCUAUUGUUAUCAUCGACAAUGAGCUGGAUCCGCUGUCUCCCCCAGCCCCAGAUACCGUUCAAGUCUCGGGAAACCUGGGGGCAAUUGCCAUGGGCUCAAAUCAUACGUUGACAGAUCGCGGGGAUGCCUGCAAGGAAUUAAGGCUAGAAGAUGUCUGCUGCGCAGCACAUGGCUUGUCAAUUCUGGUGACUGCCACUAAAGGCGGCAAGAAGCACACUAUUCUCUUCGAUGCUGGUCCUGAAGAGAAAGCUUGGGAGAGAAACGUGAAACGGCUGCGACCAAAUCUCUCAUCUGUGGAAGUGAUUCAUCUAUCGCAUUGGCAUCGAGAUCACUCCGGUGGUCUUCUGCGGGCAAUCCGCAUGAUAAGCGAUGCCAAACGAGCCGAGAGUCGCUCUGGGGACCUGGUCGCGGACUUGCACCCAGACCGACCGGUUUACAGAGGCAUUGCUCUGCCCAGUCAUAUCAUUUCCCUCGAGGCUGACCCUACCUUUGAGGAGAUUGGAGACGCAGGUGCGGUGGUCGAUAAGCGGAGCGAACCACACACUGUGCUAGAUGACUUCUUUUUGGUCUCUGGGGAGAUCCCACGAGUGACGCCGUACGAGACAGGUCUGAAGAAUGCAGUGCGAUACGACGCUGACGAGAAUGACUGGUUCUCUGACGAAGCCAUCGUUGAUGAGCGUUCUCUCAUCUGUAAUCUCAAGGGAAAGGGACUUGUGGUUUUCACUGGAUGUAGCCACGCUGGCGUAGUCAACACCACGAAACACGCCAUCGAGCUCACCGGUGGAACGGUACCUGUUCACGCCGUUGUCGGUGGAUUUCAUCUCGCCACCAGCGACGCGGACCAAAUACAAGACACAGUAGCAGAUCUCAAAGGGCUCGAUCCCGCCGUGCUCAUGCCGGGUCACUGUUCAGGCUGGCGGGCCAAGUUUGCGAUUGAGAAACACAUGCCCGGGUCAUUGGUACCCUGCACUGUAGGAUCAAGAAUCACAUUCUGA
Penicillium mononematosum is the source of this 1080-nucleotide messenger RNA. RefSeq names its product MBL fold metallo-hydrolase. NCBI's taxonomy places the organism in Eukaryota, Fungi, Ascomycota, Eurotiomycetes, Eurotiales, Aspergillaceae. Gene Ontology annotation, molecular function: transferase activity. The record is from RefSeq and is a predicted model, not a curated record. The transcript has 5 exons. The coding region runs from base 1 to 1080 and encodes 359 amino acids.